This is a messenger RNA of Haliotis rubra (blacklip abalone), 844 nucleotides long. RefSeq names its product AP-5 complex subunit sigma-1-like. Gene Ontology annotation, cellular component: AP-type membrane coat adaptor complex; lysosome; cytosol. Bases 83 to 652 code for a protein of 189 amino acids. The record is from RefSeq and is a predicted model, not a curated record. The transcript has a single exon. Lineage: Eukaryota; Metazoa; Mollusca; Gastropoda; Lepetellida; Haliotidae. Gene Ontology annotation, biological process: double-strand break repair via homologous recombination; endosomal transport.
UUCGCUUCCGGGUUCACUGACAACGCUCACGCGGACGCGACGACCGUGUAACUGCCCAUGGAGUGAUCCAAGCUUACACAACAUGGUUUACACGUUCAUAAUCAACACUUUGUUGCCUGGAUCGAGUAAGAUCAUAUACUACAAGCACUUUGUUCCGUAUGACGUCGACAUUGUUGACGAGAGCACCACAGCAGCCGAGGUCCGAUCAGGCAGGCGAAAACAGCGACAACAAAUAGCUGAUAUGGUUCAUUCGGAAUACCAGUUCCGUAGAUCGCUGGCCAAUAGGUCUGUCGAAGAAGAUGUACUGAGACUUGGAAACGAUGACACCCUUCCCGAUUUAGAAACAGGCCAUAUAUUGUUGACUACUGAUUCCGAGCAGUUUGUCACGUGGAUGGGCGCAGGAUACACCGGAUUCGCGUUGGUUUGUGACACAACUGAAAAUCGGUUACUGGCGGAAUCGGUUCUGAGACUGCUGAUCCGUUACCUACAGGAGCACGUGCGCGUCCUCACCCAGCCGACCGACGUUGGACUGAGGACGGACAGGGUGGGGCUGGUUCUCAGCCGGUUCCUCCCUCAAGGGUCGCUGCUGUUCAUGAACAACAGGGUGGUGCGGCAGUUUGAGAAGGAACUGGAUACCCUGAUGAAAAGCUGAUGCUAUGUUUGAAGAGACGUGUGACUGGAUUUGCCAAGAGGACCUUUGAAUUUGCCCACAACUAUACAUUGUGUAGAACGUAUUCACCUAUGUGUAAAGACGUCAAUAAUAUCUCGGUAAUAUGUCGUCACUGAUUGUGUGAACUUAAGGUCUGUGUGUCUUCCAAACGUGCAAUAAAAUGUGUCUGAUUUU